Messenger RNA from Stomoxys calcitrans (stable fly), 665 nucleotides. Its product is annotated as thioredoxin domain-containing protein 17. Gene Ontology annotation, molecular function: protein-disulfide reductase [NAD(P)H] activity. Gene Ontology annotation, cellular component: cytosol. Lineage: Eukaryota; Metazoa; Arthropoda; Insecta; Diptera; Muscidae. The transcript is spliced from 3 exons. The record is from RefSeq and is a predicted model, not a curated record. Bases 194 to 574 code for a protein of 126 amino acids.
CAACGCUGCUGCCAUCUGACAACUUAUUCAAGUAAAGAGCACAUCUCCGUAAGCCAGUUUUUGCAAAAUUUCGUUCAAAACGCAUAUAUUAAGGCAAUUGGUUGGUGAUAUUUAUAAAAUAUCACAACGCCAACUAUAUACCACUAAGGCAUUAGCCCGAGCCACAAGUGUAAAAGUUGUAGCAGACAACAAAAUGGUCGUCCAACACAAUGUUAAAGGUUAUGACGAGUUCAUUAAACUGGUGGGCGAAUUGGAGGGAUCUAAGCAGCCCAUUCAUGUUCUAUUUUCCGGUGGAAAAGAUGAAAAAGGCGAAAGCUGGUGUCCUUAUUGUGUCAAGGCCGAGCCGGUGAUUCAUGAUGCUCUACCUAAAUCCCCCGAAAAUUCACAUUUCAUUCAUGUUGAUGUUGGAGAGCGGGCUUAUUGGAAAGAUUUGAACUGCCCAUUCCGCAAAGACCCCAACACUCACUUGGUUUUUCUGCCCACAUUGCUGCGUUGGAAAUCUCCUCAGCGUUUGGAUGGAGAGCGUUGUUCGAAUAAGGAUUUGGUUGAAAUGAUGUUUGAAGAUGAAGACUAAAUAAACAUAAAUGGCAAUAGGCGGAAACCCCAUACCUAUAUUAUACAUAUUAAUAAAGUUCUAAUAUUUUGUAUAAUUGUACAUUAAAUAA